Molecule: messenger RNA, 1762 nt
Organism: Cucumis sativus (cucumber)
Lineage: Eukaryota; Viridiplantae; Streptophyta; Magnoliopsida; Cucurbitales; Cucurbitaceae
Exons: 10
Coding region: 247-1425 (392 amino acids)
Source: RefSeq, a predicted model, not a curated record
AUGAAAUUAAAAUAAGAAAGGAAAAACGUAAUAUUGUUUUGUUUGAGUCGCAAUGUGCAGAUUAUUGUAUGUGUGCUGGCGAUCUAAGAAGACCGCCAAUAUUAGUUUUUCUCUGUUGCAGUGAUUAGUUGGCUGUGGGCGCUGUCUUCCCAAUCUCCGGUGAAGUCAAGAGAGUCCAAAGUUAUUCUUCUUCUCUCCUUUCUGGAUCCUGCACCUGUCUCUAUCGGAUUUUAAUUUAACCGGAAAAUGGAUAAGGAAAAGAAGAAGAGAAAAAACAAAAAGAAGAAGAACAAGCAGAUUAGAACCUCAGAAGAUGAAAUGGUUGUAUCAGAAUCGACUUCCGUGGAUGAUACUCACCCUAGAAAUCGACAGAACGAUCAAAAUCCAAUUUCUGACACACUAAUUUCAUAUCAGCAUAGCAGCGGAACAAAAGAUGCUAAGCUGGAUGAUACAAUUAAGCAUUUACAUGAGGAAAACAACAUACAUAUAAAAAGAAUGGCUGACUUAGACUUGAAGCUCGUAGAAUGUGAGGGUGAAAAAUACUCAUGGCUUCAAAAAGAGGAAGCGUUAAUGGAUAAAAUUAGAAACUUACAAGAGGACAAGACUGCCUUGGAUUUAGAAGGGGCCAGGUUAUUGAACAUAAUUAAGCUUUUAGAGAGAGAUAAAGCUUCAUUGAUUCUUGAUGAGAAAUCAAGCAGGGAGACGAUAGUGGAUAAGAACAAGGACAUUUCUAGGUUACAGGCACAAGUUGUGGAGUUGGAAGAACAAAAACGUGAUCUGUUGCAUGAAAACAAACAACUGACGGGAAAGGUUGCUGACUAUCAGUCAAAACUUCUGAACCUUGAGAGGAAAAUAUCUUCCACUUACAUACACUCUUCAGAUCGAGUCACAAAGGAGAUAUUGAAUUCACAAGUUGAUGCAGCUCGUAUUCUGGUUGAUAAAUUGAUUACAGAAAAUGCAGAGCUUAUUGGGAAGGUGAAUGAAUUAUUUGUUGAGCUUCAAAGAGUUACGAAGACUGAGCUACCUUCAGGCGUGGUACCUGACCAGAUGGCUACAGAAGCUACUGACACUACCACUUUCAACGAAUCUGAGCCUCCCGUAAUUCUGAAUAGUGUCACAUCCGGUAAAAGUUUGGAUGCAUUAAAAUCUGUUUCAAUUCACAGCCAUAGCAUUGGUGGCGAUUUUGUGGAUCUGGGUAGCGAUUUUAUGGCUUCAGAGGCUUCAAUGCCUAUGGCGGCUGGAGAAAUCGAACAGAUUCAGUUGCAUCAAUUUGAAGAUCAGAACGGGACCAGAGAACUGCCAGCUACAGAGAUCGAUGAGAAGGAUGUGUUGCUUUCAGAUGCUCCUUUGAUUGGGGCUCCUUAUCGGUUGAUAUCAUUCAUGGCCAAAUACGUAAGCGGUGCUGACUUGGUUGGCAAAAGUUGAUUGCUAUGGAAUCCUAUUUUUGAAUCAUCCGGGAGCUCAAGUAUGAAUUACUCUUUUUAUACAGAAGUUAUGUUUUUACGCGAGAUAUAAAAGGAAGAAAGCAACCCCAGGUAUUAAAACCAAAGCUGAGGAUAGAUGACUUGCGUCAAUUGAUUUUUUAAAGCCAUUCUUUCCAAUGCCUAAUUAUUAUGCACUUCAAAACCCACCAUUUCAUGUUCUAAGAACUUUUCAGACCCCAUCUUCACGUAAUAUGAGCUAAUUAAUAAAAUUUUAUCUUAUAUACUGUGUAAUAUUCUUAUAAAAAUGAGAAAACAAGUCUAUGACUAGCAGUUUUUUA